UGUUAACAAAUAUAUAAUUUCCCCCCCUAAAUACAGUAUUCGUAUUUUUCGUCGCACAAUUCUUGUAUUUUGUUAAACCGUGUUUCGACGGUGGUCAAAUAUUUUUUUAUUGAAUUAAUAUUGCAGGAACGUGACCUUCAGGAAGUGGUGAAGCUCACCCUCUCUGACAGGCGACACCGAGAAAAAACUCAAGAUGGCAGGUCUGUCAUUAUACUUUGAAGAUGGCCAUGACGAUAUGGACGACUUUGGGUUUGACGAUUAUGGUUCAGACUGCGAUGGAAUCCGGAUCACUGCCUUUCUUGAUGCGGGCCAGGACAACCUCACCCCACUGGGACGGCUUGAGAAGUACGCCUUCAGCGAGAAUGUUUUCAACAGGCAGAUCGUGGCGCGUGGCCUGCUGGAUGUGCUGAGGGAGUUCAGUGACAACGAGAAUGACUUUGUCAGUGUCAUGGAAACGGUCGCCCGGAUGUCUGAGGAUGGAGAGCCCACAGUGCGGGCAGAGCUGAUGGAGCAGGUGCCCAACAUCGCCAUGUUCCUGCACGAGAAUCGGCCCAACUUCCCGGCAGCCUUCUCUCGGUACCUAGUCCCCAUCGUUGUCCGGUACCUGACAGACCCCAACAACCAGGUGCGGAAAACCAGCCAGGCUGCACUGCUAGUGCUGCUGGAGCAGGGACUCAUCAGCAAGGCUGACAUGGAGAACAAGGUGUGCCCAGUGCUGCUGGACCUCACGGACCCCAGCAGCGACGACGACUACAAGAUCGAGGCCGUGGCGAUCAUGUGCAAGCUGGUGACCAUGUUGAGCAGGGACACAGUGGAGCACCUGCUCCUCCUGCGCUUCUGUGAGCUCUGCAGUGACGUCCGCCUCUUCCAAGUGCGCAAGGUGUGUGCAGCAAAUUUUGGGGAGUUUUGCUCUAUCGUGGGCCAGGAUGCCACAGAGAAAGUUCUGAUGCCAAAGUUCUUUGAUCUGUGCUCCGAUAGCCUGUGGGGGAUUCGAAAGGCAUGCGCUGAGUGCUUCAUGAUCGUCUCCAACUCCACCUCCCCCGAGGUCCGGCGGACCAAGCUGUCUCCACUGUUCAUCAGCCUUAUCAGUGACCAGUCCCGUUGGGUGAGACAGGCAGCCUUCCAGUCUCUCGGCCGCUUCAUAUCUACGUUCGCCAACCCCUCCAGCACCGUGCUGCACUUCAGAGAAGACGGGACACCACGUGAGACCGUCCGAUGUUCCUCUGACAGGUGUGAUCGCCCAGCUUGCGGUGGUUCUACAGGGAGCGGUUUUGACUUGGGUGAAUGCCAAAUAGAGCCAGCACUACACGCACCUUCAGGAUCAAAGUGUCCCAGCACACUAGAACUAUGUAAAAAAACUGAUCAGGAGUCUGUCCUUGGCUGCAAAGGGACUGGAACCAGUAUUUUGGAGGCUCUGGAGAAGGACUGUCCCACCACUACCCAGGCUGGCGACAAAGAACCCCAGCUGAUAGAGGACACAUAUAGCUCCUUUCACUACUGGAGGUCUCCUUUGCCUGACAUCAGCCAGGACUUGGAACUCCUUCAGAUUGAGGAGGUAGCAGCCAGGGAGGUCCCCAUUCUGGAUUCCCAGGGCCCUGCCACCAGCUCUCAGAUCCAGAAAGUUCUGGACUGCUUACAGCCCCACUUGGAUGACCCAGAUGUGCAAGCCCAGGUGCAGGUGCUGUCUGCUGCGCUGAAGGCGGCCCAGCUGGAGAGUCACAGCGAGGAGGCUGAUCAGGAUGAGGUCCUGUAUGAAAGUAGAGAGAUCCCAGUGCUGGACCCCCAGACUCCGCCACCCUCUGUGCCCCUGUCUGUCCAACCCGAUCCUGAGGAAGACCAACCCGUGUUACCAACCAAGCCACUUGAUUCCCCGCAGUCUGCUCCAGAGUCUUUUCAGCUUAAGGACCCCGAGGCAGGCAAUGAGGAAACUGCAGAGCUGAUUAAAACUGAACAGGAAGGACAGGACUCCUCCCCAAAUAAGCUGUGUGACGAGGAGAAAUCCAAGGUCCAGAACGUGAUUCCCCAGCAGCUCCUAGACCAGUACCUCUCGAUGACCGACCCGACCCGGGCGCAGACCGUGGACACGGAGAUCGCCAAGCACUGUGCCUUCAGUCUGCCCGGUGUGGCCCUCACACUCGGCCGGCAGAACUGGCACUGCCUGAAGGACACAUACGAGACCCUGGCCACGGAUGUUCAGUGGAAGGUGCGCAGAACACUGGCCUUCUCUAUCCAUGAGCUAGCCGUCAUUUUAGGAGACCAGCUGACGGCCGCGGAUCUGGUGCCCAUCUUCAAUGGCUUCCUGAAGGACCUGGACGAGGUGCGCAUCGGCGUCCUCAAGCACCUCUACGACUUCCUGAAGCUGCUUCACGCAGACAAGCGCAGAGAGUAUCUCUACCAGCUCCAGGAGUUCAUGGUGACGGACAACAGCCGCAACUGGAGGUUCCGAUACGAACUGGCCGAACAGCUGAUCCUCAUCAUUGAGCUGUACAGUCACUACGACGUAUACGACUAUCUUCGACAGAUAGCGCUCACGCUCUGCUCGGACAAGGUCUCCGAGGUUAGGUGGAUCUCCUACAAACUGGUGGUGGAGAUCUUGCAGAAGUUGUACGCCAGUGGAGACCAUGAGCUGGGCCUCAACUUUAUCAACCAGCUUAUCGUCAAGUUCUGUCAUUGUCCCAAGUGGGUGGGACGCCAAGCCUUCGCGUUCAUCUGUCAGGCAAUCGUGGAGGAGGACUGCAUGCCUAUGGAUCAGUUUGCCCAGCACCUGCUCCCAAGUCUGCUGAGCCUGUCAUCGGACCCCGUGGCUAAUGUUCGUGUCUUGGUGGCCAAAGCUCUCCGGCAGAGCAUACUGGAAAAAGCAUACUUCAAAGAGCCUGGCAGUGCCCAUUCGGAUGAGCUGGAGGAGACGGUGCUGUCCCUGCAGGCGGACAAAGACCGCGACGUGCGCUUCUUCGCCAGCCUGAGUCCCAGCAGGAAUCUGGCAGACACGGCCGCCUUAAUCUGAGACGGACCUCUCCCCGGCAGCCAGUUCACCAGCACCAGAGCACGGGGGCACACAGACACACACACAUUUGUUAUUCGAGUACAGGAAAUGGGAUGUAGGCGAGUAUCGCUGUUCCGGGCCCCCGCUGAGUUUGCGAGAGACUAGUGCUGCAUGCAGCUGUCAGAAACACAAGGGGGCCCCCGCAGCCCCUGAAGAGCAGCUCCACCCCCCCAAGACUCUGAGAUUCUGUGGACACAAACUUGUGCAAUACAGCAGGUCUGUUCUCCAAAGCUUAUUGUAUAUUGUUUCUUGUUUAUAUAGAUUAUUUCAAUAAUUUUACCCUUGUAUUUCUAAGAAAAAAAAAAUGGACAAAGAUGUCUUGCGGAUGUGUAUUAACUCAGGGGGAAUGAUUUUUACCGAUGUAAAGUAACACACCAUUAAAUGGCACUGGGCCCAGGUGACAUUUCUAACUGGCACUGAUUAUUAGCAGUUUCCCACCCUUCCUUGAGCUCAUAUGGACCUUUUCGUUUGUUGUUACCACACGGUCUCUCCUUGGAUUCAUGGGAAUCGGUAACCAGAGCAGCUUGGCACAGGGGAUGCUGGCUCUCUCACUGCAAAUCAUUUGUGACAUUUUUUAAGACGUUAACUGGGAACUCUGGCCCCGACUUCUAUGUAUGUUUUUUUUUUUUCUUCAUUUCCUUCUGGUGUGUUAAUUUCGUUAUACAAUUUGCGAAACCAUGACUUUCUUUCAUCAGUAUAACUCUACCUGCAUGAGUGCAGCUCACCCCCAAAUAGGGGGAUGUGAUGAGGGGGGCACAACAUUAAAUCUGAGUCGGCGGUGUUGGGCCAUCCUUGGGUGUUUCGUUUGAACAAGCACAUCCAAAUUUUGGCACAUGCAACCAUUACUUGUAAUGACUAAAUUCAUAGGAAAUAUCUAUUGAAUCAGGGCUUUCAGUCUGUCGACCGAACCACGUUUUGUUUGCAUUUUGUUUGAGUACAUCUGAAGUCCAUGUAAAUGCUCUGGGUUUUCCCCCAUCCUGCCAAUACCUCUGUUGAACUUUUUCCGCACAUUGUUUGAAAAUGUCAGACGUUUUGCCUGUUUGAAAUAGGCAUUGUAGUGGGGAGGGUCCAGGCCAGUUAGUACGUUGACCGGGGGUGUGUAGUUUUGAAGACUAAUUUGUCUUCACCCCCCAUGAAUGUUGUGUUUUGUUUUCUUACAUACUGUAUAUGCAGACCAAGGCAGAAACAUGGUCUUAAGUGUUUAAAUGUUUGUCUCUAGCUGAGCCAACCAAGCUCAGUGCAGUGUGCCCCCUUGUCAUGUUUAAUGUUGCUGUAGAACGAUUUUAUGCAUUGUUUUAUGAGUUUUUUUUUUUCCAAUGUACCUUGUUUAAAUAUUUUAUAUCCUCUUUUCCAUUUACAAACUUUGUAAUUGUUUUCUCUUAAAAGAUGUUUUUAUGUAUUUUAGUACAGUAUCUUAGAAUUAUAAAAUUGGAAUUUAAUUUUUUAAGUGAGUUUUUCAAAUUGUGUAGAGAGUGGAGACAAUAUGCACAAAAUUAAUUAUUUGAAAAGCAGCUGGUUCAAGAUCAAUAGUAGAAUGGACUCAAAAUCACUUUUCUCCAUUAAAUGGUUUUCUUUUCAAAUUU
Brienomyrus brachyistius is the source of this 4626-nucleotide messenger RNA. It is a transcript of the gene ppp4r1l, whose product is annotated as protein phosphatase 4, regulatory subunit 1-like. Bases 194 to 3004 code for a protein of 936 amino acids. The record is from RefSeq and is a predicted model, not a curated record. Gene Ontology annotation, molecular function: protein phosphatase regulator activity; protein binding. Lineage: Eukaryota; Metazoa; Chordata; Actinopteri; Osteoglossiformes; Mormyridae. Gene Ontology annotation, biological process: protein dephosphorylation. The transcript is spliced from 20 exons.